Messenger RNA from Racocetra fulgida, 290 nucleotides. Lineage: Eukaryota; Fungi; Glomeromycota; Glomeromycetes; Diversisporales; Gigasporaceae. The record is from the annotation of a GenBank genome assembly.
UAACUCGUGCGCGACAAGAAGCUGCAGAUUUUCGUCACAAAUAUGGUUACGAGAUUCCUACAGACAUGCUUGCAAAACGAGUAGCCAAUAUCAACCAAGUGUAUACACAACACGCUGCCAUGAGACCUUUGGGACGGGGUCCUCAACUUUUUAAAUGUGAUCCUGCUGGUUAUUACGUUGGAUACAAAGCAACGGCUGCUGGUGCUAAACAACAGGAAGCUUUAAAUCAUCUGGAAAAGAAACUUAAAAAAGAUCCGCAGUUAAAUCUCGAAGAUACUGUAGAGGUCUGA